Molecule: messenger RNA, 1044 nt
Organism: Didymodactylos carnosus
Lineage: Eukaryota; Metazoa; Rotifera; Eurotatoria; Philodinida; Philodinidae
Source: the annotation of a GenBank genome assembly
UUCUCAGGACUCCUGAAGACUCCCGUGGGACUUUGAGUAUUCUGAGGACUUUCGUUGGACUCUCGCAGGACUCGAAACCUCCACAGAAGUCCCACGGGAGUCUUCAGGAGUCCUGAGAAAUCCCUUGAAAGUCCCACCUGACUCCUACAGGAUCCUCCAGGAUCCCGCAGGACCCCGUGACAGGAGUCCCGUGGGAGUUUUGCCGGGAGUCUGGACUAGGGACGGCCGUUGAUCUUCAGACUCAUACAUUUAUCGUUAAGAUCUUUUGAGCAUUUAAAAGAUGACAUUCGUCAUUGAGAGAGAAUGUAAUUCAGUAGAUUUCCUGUCUGAUGGAAGAGGAGGAUAGAUUUAACAGAUAAUUCUUUGACGUGAAGAAUGAUUCCAUGAAUGGUUUUCUUUUGUUUUCUAGUUGGUAUUAUAAUCACAAUAAUCAUCUAUUUCAUCUAUAAAGAUGUUAGGAAACAAUCGGAAAUAUUCGACAGUUAUCUGUCUGUUGUGUUGAGUAAAUCAGUUCAGCUCAUAUUGAUCUGCCUUGUUAUUGGUGCUUUAUCAUUGGCUUACAAAGAAACGCGUCAAUUAAAAAUUCGUUGGCAUACAGCCAUUGUAUUUGAUGAAGCUCUUGUUAUAUUUAGUUCAUUGGGAACAUAUUUGUUUGCCACAUUUAGUCUUCUAUCGGCCGGAUUUACAGAUCACAUACAAACAUUAGAACUAUUAACACUAUUUGUUGCAUUAUUGACAAUAAUCGAAUGUACAAUACAAACAUUAUUUAUUCUUGAUGGUCUACGACGUCGAGCUAAUACAGCCAGAGCAAAACGUGAAAAGCCCGGACGAGAAUUUGUUGCAUUAUUAAUUGUUUUAAAUAUAUCAUUAUGGUUAUUAGACACAUUUUUAGCAAAAAAAACGGAAACAAAUCAAAUACAAGUUAAUUUUUAUGAUAAGAUUACAUGGACAAUUAUUCAUACUGUAACGGCACCGUUAUCAAUGUUUUAUAGAUUUCAUUCAUCCGUUUGUCUAUCAGACAUGUGGCAAACUGUUUAUGUCUAA